This is a messenger RNA of Abrus precatorius (Indian licorice), 1637 nucleotides long. RefSeq lists its product as uncharacterized. The coding region runs from base 47 to 1495 and encodes 482 amino acids. The record is from RefSeq and is a predicted model, not a curated record. Gene Ontology annotation, molecular function: zinc ion binding. Lineage: Eukaryota; Viridiplantae; Streptophyta; Magnoliopsida; Fabales; Fabaceae. The transcript has 8 exons.
GAUCCUGCUCUUCUUCUUCACGAUCAGUGUCAUUGAACUAGUUUUGAUGGCUUUUAAGACUUGUGCUGGGAAUGGAAAAGGUGACAAGACCUCUUUGAUUCCACAGUCCAGAAGACCAAGCCUCUCCUCUCUGCAAAUACCAGCAAGGUCAAUAGAAAAUGCAUUAUCUUCUUCUUCCACAGAUGGUUCUACGCUGUCAAGUCCAGGUUCCACUAGAGGACUGCCACCGAGGCCAAAUUCAGCCAAAGUCAAGUCCUCUAUGAGAACUUUACUUUCUGAGAGGAGCUUUAGGGCCAAAACUUGUUCACAGGACAGUGAAAGGACAGUUCUGAUUGUUCCUUAUACUUUACCAUCAGAUGGUCCUAUGGAUAAUAAUAAUAAUAAUAAUAAGCCUUCAACUUCAAGGUCCCUUUCUCUUAACAAGAUUUUGUUCCCUUCAUCAACAAAAGCAGCACAUUCAUUGCCUGUUACUCCAAUUGCAAACUCAGGUGUAGAGAAUGUACAUGGAAGACACCCAGGGAAUGGUUCUGAUUUAAGUAAAAUGGCCGUAUAUCAGCAUAUGACUCGAUCGUUUUCAGUUCCAGUUAAUGUUAAAGCCACUAAUUUAAGGCCUACCGAUUCUAGGGGCUUGAUUCGUGUAAUUUCAGCAAGAUCACAUCUGGCAACUACUGAUGACAUUUCAACUUCCAAUGCUUUGGUGUCAGAGAUUGUCUCUGAAGAUGCUUCUGAGGAUAUUCCAGAAGAAGAAGCAGUUUGUAGGAUUUGUUUGGUGGAGCUUGGGGAAGGAGCGAAUACUCUUAGGAUGGAGUGCAGUUGUAAAGGUGAGCUUGCACUUGCUCACCAAGACUGUGCAGUAAAGUGGUUUAGUAUCAAAGGAAACAAGACCUGUGAUGUCUGCAAGCAGGAUGUACGAAACCUCCCUGUAACACUCUUGAAAAUUUCAAAUCCUCUAACUGUUGCUAGGCAGCCAUCGAGUGCACCAGCGCCACAGCAGAGAGAAAUAGCUUAUUACAGGAUAUGGCAGGAUGUAUCAGUACUUGUCUUGGUCAGCAUGCUUGCAUAUUUUUGCUUCCUAGAGGAACUAUUGGUUUCAGAUAUGGGCUCUCAUGCUCUUGCCAUUUCAUUACCAUUCUCUUGCGUCUUUGGUCUCCUUGCAUCUAUGAUUGCUUCAACCAUGGUUAGUGGCAGUUACAUGUGGGCUUAUGCUUGCUUCCAGUUUGCAAUUAUCAUCCUGUUUGCUCAUGUGUUUUAUACUAUACUUAAUGUCAAUGCCAUUCUCUCAGUUCUUCUCUCCUCAUUCACUGGAUUUGGGAUUUCAAUAAGCUUGAAUACUCUGCUUGUGGAAUAUAUUAGAUGGAGAACAAGAAGGCAGAUUCAAUCUUCUAAUCAGUAUGUUAACACGACGCAGCAGCAACACCAUGAUCGUGCUCAGCAGCAGCAAGAACAUCAAAGACAGCAUCAUCAACUGCAAACGCUGCAGAACCAACGACAAUAGCUCCUCCAGCAACAGUUGAUUCCACUGGUUGAGAUCAAUCUUUCACAAAUAUGAAGAAUUUUGUUGUCUCUUAUUUUAGUUCAGUUUUGACGCUACUCAGGUUUGGCCUUUCCACCUUGGUGUGAACCAAAAUAUUGCAGCU